AUGCCUCGUGCAUAUUACAAACCCUUCACAGUGUAUGAGGAAGUAGUCGGGUUCCAUGGCGCAAGGCGUAACGCAUACAUUUGUUGUGCGAUCCUCUUCGGGGGUCUCCUGUUUAAGAUAUUGGUGCUCUCACAGUACUCCACUGUGACGGACUAUAGUGGUGUGGAUGGUCUUCAGAGCAAUCCGGAUUAUCAGGCGAUGCUUGCGCAACGGGAGGCGCUCGCGCAAAGCCUUUCUUCGCGGGAGGAAAUACACCGGGCGAUCGCGUCGCGGCGGGCCCCUCCUGCUUGA
This is a messenger RNA of Trypanosoma brucei brucei TREU927, 291 nucleotides long. RefSeq lists its product as hypothetical. The transcript has a single exon. NCBI's taxonomy places the organism in Eukaryota, Euglenozoa, Kinetoplastea, Trypanosomatida, Trypanosomatidae. Bases 1 to 291 code for a protein of 96 amino acids. The record is from RefSeq and is a predicted model, not a curated record.